UGACAAGGAGAAGAAGAACUCCGACGCCCAUCUUCACCGGAGCUUCCGUAGGGCCAUUAUACCACGUUUUAUUGGUCACUGACUGAUCACUUUUUAAACCCAUUGACUAUAAUGUGACAUAUUUCUUAUAUUUCGGACAUUAUAAUCGGGACAGUGGGAUUCAUACAGCUGACGAAGGCUGAAUAAAGCAGCUGAACAGCAGCAGCAACAGUCGUCAGCCAGCCAUGGAGGAAAAGGAGACAGCAGAGGAGCUACUGGUGAAGCAGCACCGGAAGGAGAAGAAAGACCUGCAGGCUAAGAUCCAGGGUAUGAAAAAUGCUGUCCCCAAAAAUGACAAGAAGAGGAGGAAACAGCUGACGGAGGAGAUCGCCAAAUUAGAGUCAGAUCUCAGUCAGAAACACGACGAGGAACUGAAGCAGCUGAAUGCUACAGAUGAAACAAUGGUGGAGGAGGUACUGAACGGUGUGGAGGCCUUAAAAGUGGAAGCUGGAGAACCAGAAGAGGCUAAACAGCCACGAGUAACUAAAGCACAGAAAAGAAGAGACAAGAAGGCUGCGCAGGAGAAGGAGAGGGAGAGCAGGAUAGCGGAGGCAGAGGUGCAGAACCUGCAGGGCAUGAGGCACCAGGAGGGUCUAAAGCUGGCCCAGAAACUUGCCCAGCACCAGCUUCAGAUCAAGGAGAUUUCAUCUGACGGACACUGCAUGUACCGCGCCAUUGAAGACCAGCUGGCACAGAGAGUAAAGCCCGAGUUAAAGAUGAGCGUAAAGGAGCUGCGGUCCCGCACUGCUGAGCACAUGAGAAAUAACACUGACGACUUCCUGCCGUUUCUCACUAACCCCGACACUGGGGACUUGUUUACAGCGGAUGAGUUUGAGAAAUACUGCAAUGAUGUGGAGCAAACCGCAGCUUGGGGCGGGCAGCUGGAACUUCGAGCUUUGACUCGGGUGCUAAAUCUGCCAAUAGAGGUGAUUCAGGCCGACUCCCCAACAAUCAGGAUUGGAGAGGAAUAUGAUGGUGAAAUCCUCACUCUUGUAUAUAUGCGUCAUGCCUACGGUCUAGGAGAGCACUACAACAGUGUGGAGCGGCUGAAGGAUCCAACCAGUGCUGAAGACACCUGAGACACAGUCCCACCUCUGCGAUAGAAAUAAAUGUCUUUAUUUAAGAGAGAGCAAAACAAGA
Messenger RNA from Fundulus heteroclitus (mummichog), 1179 nucleotides. It is a transcript of the gene otud6b, whose product is annotated as OTU deubiquitinase 6B. Bases 225 to 1118 code for a protein of 297 amino acids. Gene Ontology annotation, molecular function: cysteine-type deubiquitinase activity. The record is from RefSeq and is a predicted model, not a curated record. NCBI's taxonomy places the organism in Eukaryota, Metazoa, Chordata, Actinopteri, Cyprinodontiformes, Fundulidae. Gene Ontology annotation, biological process: protein deubiquitination. The transcript is spliced from 8 exons.